This is a messenger RNA of Exophiala viscosa, 1813 nucleotides long. RefSeq lists its product as uncharacterized. Bases 95 to 1813 code for a protein of 572 amino acids. Gene Ontology annotation, biological process: regulation of DNA-templated transcription; DNA-templated transcription. The record is from RefSeq and is a predicted model, not a curated record. Gene Ontology annotation, cellular component: nucleus. NCBI's taxonomy places the organism in Eukaryota, Fungi, Ascomycota, Eurotiomycetes, Chaetothyriales, Herpotrichiellaceae. Gene Ontology annotation, molecular function: transcription cis-regulatory region binding; zinc ion binding; DNA-binding transcription factor activity, RNA polymerase II-specific. The transcript is spliced from 5 exons.
AUACUUCAUGCUUAACUUCUCAUACUUGCUCUUUUCGAAUCAUCAAGUCCAACGGAAACCCGUCUCUAAUGCAGGUGAUCCGCAGGCAUGAGCCAUGUCCUCAUUGACCCCACCCGGCGAACUUGACGGAGGCCGUAUCCCAAAAGCAUGCCUGCCUUGUGCCCGGGCUAAAGUCCGGUGUGAAAUUAGUGCUGGACAAGAGACGUGCAACCGGUGCCGACGUCUGAGAAAAAACUGCGCCGAACAAGCACCCGGUGCUCAUCGACACAAGUCACUCGGGAAAGCCAAGGUUGCCAGACUCGAAGAGAGAUUGAAUGGAGUAACUUCCAUUCUUGCUGCUUCUCAAAUUGCCACGUCUGGAUUGAGUCCUCUUCCUGCGGCAGGAACGCCUGAUUGUGCUCCUUCAGCAUGGAUCGAUAUAUUUGUCAAAAACGACAUCGAAGCAAACACCAUGUUGCAGACUUACCGGAGCGAAAUGCAACCUCUCUUUCCAUUCGUGGUCACCUACCCAGGAACAACAUUUGCUGAGCUGAGGCAGCAGAAGCCCCUACUCGUACUUGCUAGGUUGAUGGUCAGCUGUCGACAUGAUCAAUCACGACAGCUAGCAAUUGCACGGAAAUUGCGAGAAUUGAUCAGCUAUAUGAUGUUGAUUAAGGGAGAAAGGAGUCUCGACAUCCUCCAAUGUCUCCUCGUGUAUUUGAGUUGGUAUCAACUGCAUGUUGACCUAAGUUCACAGGUGGGCAAUCUGGUCCAUCUCAUCAUGGCGAUGGUAACAGACCUUGGCCUCAACAGGGCAGCCAUCUCACCAGCUCCAGCCGCUCUAGCUCUACGUAAUCCAAACAUUGCUGUUGUGGGGCGGACAACAAGGAGCCUGGAAGAGCGCAGGACAUUUCUCGGCGCCUUCUUCCUCACUUCUAUAGCUUCAACCUGUCACCGAGACAUGUACCCAUUACAACACUCCCCAUACGUGGACGAAUGUUGUCAAGCUAUAUCCACAGCUGCGGAGUAUUUGACCGACAGCGAUGUGGUUCACUUAACACGUCUUCAUUGUAUGGCUGACAAAAUCUCCCGCUCAUUGACGCCAGACCUGUGGCACACAACAUCUGUCUUCAGCUCUGCUCCUCUGGAUGCUUGUGUCAAGUCGUUGCAGUGGGAGCUGCUACAGCUGAGAAGCUCCUUGCCAGAAGAAGAUGGUCAAAGUGAAGCUAUUCUCCAUACGCAUCACUACGCCAUCGAGAUGUUCUUGUACCAGACCGCGCUAUAUGAUAACAUUAAUCCUUCACUAUAUGGGACGCACCCUUUUUCACGCCUUCACAUACUCUACGCCUGCUUGGAGUCCACGAAGCACUGUUUGGAGACGGCAUACACUCUUCCUCCCUCCCAAUGGUUCGACCUUCCCUGGAGCGUAUGGUCUCUACUGGGUCAUGCCAUUGUUGUUUUAUCUAAGCUGUCCCUCCUCAAGUUCGAAGGAUGGGAUCGAGAACACGUUUCAAAAACUAUGGACUUCUCUGAAACCAUGGACGCCCUUCAGCAGCAACUCGACACAGCCAAAGCUUGGGUUGAAAACCAGUCAACCAAACAUGGACACGAUCAAUUUACAAGAGUGGUACCACAGCUGUAUUCGGCGUUUUCAGCUAAAUUGAAGCGGGUCAAAGCAUCUCACGAAGCAAAAUUGGCUCAAACGAUGAUCGCUUGCCCGAUGUCGGAUCUGGCAGACACUCUUGCGAUACCAGCAGACGACGAUUUUGCCAUACCGUCCACAACGUUCUUCGGCGAUUUUCUCCAUGAGAGCCUGUGGGAGCACUUUACUUGA